AUGCAAGGCUGUACAAUUGAUGGUGUAGACAAUUGGCCGCUGGCACAAUCCCGGACAAUACUAGAUACAUUUAGAGGCAAUCUUUGGGAUAGUGCUACAACAAACAUCGAAGCCAUAAACAGCGUAUUAUACACAGAGCUAAACAGAGGGCCUUAUGUAACCAUAUCUCACGAGAAUUCUAGACUGGUUAUUUCUACUAACAACGCCUUUGAAGACUACGAGGAAUAUGAGACAUCGGACAGUAUUGCGUUUACGAUAACUUUUAGAUGUUCCGAUAGUUCUAUAAGGCCUUUCGUGUUCCAAAUACGCAUAACAGAUACAAAUAAUCACGAUCCAGUGUUUAGGCCUCUAUCGUACGAGUUUACCAUCGCACCACCAAUCCCACCUGGCUUUCUAAUAUCUGACUGUGUUAACGAUAUAACUGUCCGGGAUAUUGAUCUAACCACACAGAGAAUUGACUUCGAGGUUUCUGGAAGUUCUUUAUUUGAAAUAACAUUUGUCAACACAUCCAACGUGGUCAAAGAAUUCAGGGCAGCAUUGAGGACUACGACAUUGAUUAGAUCUAUCUCCGAACCAAUUAUUCUCACUGUGAAUGCAACGGACGUAGACACAACUGGCGACCCCAGAAGAUCAACGACCGCCACUGUUAAAAUUGUAGCAGACUCUGAGUUUACUUUUCCAGAUGAACCAAUUUUCUCCCAACCAUUCUACAUAGCCACAUAUACUGACAAUGAAGUUAUACUACAAGACCCGAUUACCUUACGUCAGGGGUUUGACGAUCAAGUGUUGUUCACUUUUGAAGCACAACACUCGCAAUAUUUUCAGCUGGUCACAAAUAACAAUGGUGUAUCGUUUGACAUGAAGUCACCAAUACCGGUUAGCUUGUAUAGCGAGGGACCGUUGCUAUUAGUCGUGAAAGCAGAGCGGGAAUACACAAGCGGUGCCACUGCUACGGUCGUUGUGCAGUUACCUGAAGUUGCUGACCUGGCUUUCGAGACGGGGGUAUACGAAGGGUCUAUCGAGGAUGACAAAUUAAAACUUGAAGCUUUAAAACUGGCUCAAGGAUACCAAUAUACCCCCAUUACAAUAGACAUUACAAGCGAGUACGAUUCAUACUUCAGUACUAUCAUUGACGGAAAUACUAUUACGCUCUCAAUGAACCCUUUGAGUGAGACCAUUAUACAGCAAAACUUCAUUAAUCUACAAUUGGCUGCCACUAACGUCCUAAACAGCACAGGGGUCACUAUAGUUACGCUAGAGAUUGUAAAGGAUGACAUGACUACCCCAGUCUUCGAAAGGAGCCUAUACACUGGAAGCUACGAAGAAAAAGCGGGACUGAGCUUAGAAAACAUUGUAUUAAUACAAGGUUAUGAUAGCACGGUUGUCACUACACUGGAAGGAGAACAUGCUUCCCUAUUUGGUAAACUUCAAGAUGGACCCAAUAUAACGCUUACCUUGACGUCGUUGCCGGCUGAAAUCUUAUCAGAACGCAGCAUAUUGGUUUCUGUACGAGCCACGAAGCCUAGAACUGUGGGAGUUAGCACUGUAGUACAAAUAACAUUACCCUCAGCUAGAGAAUUAAGUUUCGAAAAGUUUAUAUAUAAAGGAGAGUUAGAAGAUAAUGUUAUUGCUCUCGAAACUAUUGUCUUGGACGUUGGUUACGACUCUGACGUUGUCUUCAACCACACGGGAGAAUACGCAGAUUAUUUUAAUUUACGGAUCACUGAUAAUGAAGUGUCUUUAGACGUCAAGGGUCAGCUACCAGAGGAUGUUUUAGAGAAUAGUUUUCUUGUAUUCGUUCUAAGCGCAUCUGGCACCAAUACAAUUACCGCAUCAGCAACUAUCUUACUGGAGAUAAUAAAACAAGACACUUUCACUCCUGUAUUUUCUCAAUAUACAUAUCAAGGCGAAUACACAAACAGCACUUACAUAAAUUUCGACGAAAUUGGCUUAAUACAGGGUUACGACGAUACAGUAACUUUUGAUUUAGAUGGAGAACACGCUAAGUAUUUUUCAAUUAAUUGGAACAAAAACAGUGUCAUGGUGACGUCAAAAUCUGUCAUACCCGUAGAUCUGAUAUUUAGUGAAAAGGUUUUGGUAUUCAAUGUAAAGGCCGAAAAACCUAGGACUGUCGGCGCUAAUGCAGCUAUAUCACUCAAAUUUCCACAAGAAUUAACCGAACCUACAAUUCUAAGAUUUUCACAAAAUACAUAUAGCGGCCUAUUACAAAAUGGUGUGUUGACAAUGGACAACAUUGUUCUUGAAUCAGGUUUUACGUCGACAACAAAGUUUUCGCUGUCUGGAGAUUCAGUUAAGAACUUCACAAUGACCAAUGAUGAAAAUGAAAUUACUAUAAAAUUAUCAGAUACGGUUUCAAUAGAAGUUCUUGAGAAUUAUAAAUAUUUAAUUCUGGAAAUAGAAGCAACAAGAGAGAGAGCCGUACCAGUGACCUCUACAUUGAUAAUUGAAGUACCAGAUAAUACAGUUAUUUUACCAGUAUUUACGGAACCAUUUUACACGGGAAGCUUAACAAAAGAUGGUGGACUAGAAUUUACAGAGAAAAUCGCUUUGCAAUUAGGAUAUGAUGAAACUGUUACAUUUGAACUAGAAGGAGAUAACGCACAGUGGUUUACUGUUACACAAGAUGCAAAUUCAGCCUCGUUACAAUUGAGAGCAGAAAAUCCAUUACCUGAUGAGGUGUUCAAUUCAGUUAAUCACUUGCUUUUUACCAUUGUAGCAAAAAAACCUGAUACCAUUGGUGGAAGAGCUGCGAUCUCAAUUAGUAUUGUAAAAGAAAUCGAAGAAAUAGUUAUAUUACAAUUUGAAAGUAACAAUUACGUCGGUCGUAUAGAAGAUGGAUCACUUUUACUCUCUGAUAAUAUAAGAAUUUUAGAUGUGGAUAUUUCAAAUGUUAAUCUAAACCUAACUGGGGAACAUGCAUCUUAUUUUACGUUAUCCAAGGAAUCAGAUUAUAUAUCAAUAAACCUUCGCGAGAUGCCCGAUAAUGUGGACAGUAAUGAUUUAAUUCUACUUAAUCUGGAAGCAUCCAAAACAAAUGCUAUUAGUGGCCAUACUACAAUAAUCUUAAAUGUAGUUAAUAAUUCAGACACAAAUAUUGUACAACCUGUUUUUGAACAAGCGUAUUAUAUAGGUGAAUUUUCAAAACAAGACGGUUUAAACUUUUCUCAUACUAUUAGUCUUAUACAAGGCUUUGAUACCGAUGUUUCUUUUGAACUUACUGGUGAUGACUCUAUAUGGUUCAGGCUAAGUAAAGUCGAAGAAAAUAGUUUCACGCUUUUAGUUCAAGAUGAAGAAGGUUUACGUGAAAUAACUGACAGAAGUCAUUUAGUGUUCUCAAUUCUUGCUAACAAACAUGAUACAGUUGGACGCACGGCAGUCAUUAUUUCACUACAAGAUGUUACGGAGACCAAACAAUUGGCAUUUUCCAAAGAUUUUUAUACUGGAUAUAUUGAAAAUGGUGCCAUAACAUUAGGAACGAUUACUGUUAAUCAGGAGAGUACGAAUGGCAUCAAUUUCACAUUAAUUGGUGAUUAUUUUAAUUAUUUUCAGAUUACGAAAACCAAUAAUACUACUAUUACUAUAGAGAUAGUUGAUGACGUAUUACCAAUGGAAAUAAUUGAAGCAAACAAUAUUUUGGUGAUAACAUUAGAAGCGAAUACUGGACAGAUUAGAGCUCAUACUACUAUUAUUUUGGAGAUUAAAAAGGAUAUUAAUAUCUCAAGUAUACUUAAGUUUGAGCAUGCAUAUUAUAAAGGAUCGUAUUCAAAUACCGAUGGAUUUGUUUUUGAAUCCGACAUUAAUAUAAUAAGUGACUCUGACGAGUCAGUGCUACUUUCACUUGAAGGGAAUAACUCAAUUUGGUUUUCUUUAACUUUAAAUGACAAUAAUUCGACUACACUUGCACUAACCGAACAAAUACCAGAAAAUGUCUUAAUCAAUAACAGAAAUCUUGUAUUUUCAAUUCUGGCACAAAAAGCUGACUUAAGUGCACGAACAGCUAUAAUUAUUGAACUAUUGCCAGAUAACAGGAACUUAACAAUGCUUGGAUUUGAACGAAGAAACUACGUUGGAUCUCUUAACAAUAAUACUCUCAAGUUAGAAUCAAUUACUAUAAUAGAAGGUUAUUCUGAAAAUGUUAAGUUUGCUAUUGACAAAGAGUUUACUUCUUACAUUGGAAUCUUACAAAAUGACGAGACAGUCAGUUUAGAAAUUAUUAAGCCAAUUCCAGAAAAUAUGAUACCUGAAAAUAAAAUAAUAGUUCUCGAAUUAAAAGCUUCGGCCCCAGACUCGAUUGCCGCAUUCGCUACAAUAAUACUUGAGGUAACAACAAAUGAGACACCCUCUAUAGAAGAAUUGAGUUUUGAUAAAAAAUAUUAUACAGGACAUUACUACGUAACGGGUAUCCUUGACUUCAACGAAACAAUAACUUUAGUUGCUGGUUAUGAUGAGUCUACAAAAAUUGAGUUAGAAGGAGAACUGGCUCAAUGGUUUGAUAUUCAACAAACUGAAAACACAGCAAUUGUUAAAUUGAAAAUUUCGGUGCCAGACACAAUACUAUCAGAAUAUCAACCUCUUAUUUUCAUAGUAAAUGCACAAAAAGAGAACAGUGACUGGAUUGCUCGGGCAGUUAUUAUUAUAACACAUAAUUAUGGUUCUGACAGUAUUAAUGUUUCGUUCAACAAAGUUCUUUAUAACGGCAACCUGAAAGGAGGUGUUGUAUCUCACGACACAAUACAAUUGUCUGGAUUCACGGGUACUAAUGUUAUCAUUACUGGAGAACUUUCAACAUCAUUCGAAGCAACCGUAGCAAACGGUUACGUUACUGUUAGCGUAGCUUCGGCAGCAACCUUCCCUGAAAGCCUUACUUAUAUAGCGCUUACGCUACAUGCAGACAGCGCGAACGCUGUAUUAAUACUGGACGUCUUGCCUUUAGGGCUGACGUAAAGCAAGUCGGCUCGGUUGGAAGAGUGACAGCUACUGUGGACAACGGAGAAACGGUGAAUUAUUCAAUCACUACAGAUAGUGAUCUUCAGACACGUGUCUCAAUCAAUGCGGAGGGUGAAAUUCUAUUAUCAGCUCCCGUUGGUGAGGGAGUUCAUAACAUGAAAGUCACGGCUACGGCUCAAACAAGUCAAGUGUCUGCUACAGUUCCGGUACUAUUACGAGUAGACACAUUACCGGAAUGUAACUCUGAAGAUGGUCUACCACCAUUAAUAAUCUUACAAAAAGUCGAAGAAGAGCCGCAUCUUAACUUAAUCGUACUAAACCAAACCGAUAACGAAAAUUGCUGGUACACUGUAACCAGUCUCUGGCCAGAAGAUCAAUCAUGGUUGUACAUUGAGAACGGAGGCUUGCACGCUAAGGUCAUUGAUCGAGAGCACAAAUCAAUUGCCUUUAUGAUAUUAUCUCAGAUUCAAGCGGAGCUAAUACUUCACUGCGACAAUGACGAGAGAACCAUUGUCAAGCGAUCAUUAGCGACAGGGACCGAAUCAGAAUUAGAUGCCUACGACUAUGGAUCCAAUAAAUGGAUUCUCGCUGAUACAAUUACGUACAAUGCCAGACGAAGCGUUGUGAAUUUAAUCAUUGAAGACAUUAACGACAAUCCGCCGAUAUUUGUAGGAAAAGAGAACGAGCCAAUUUAUGUUGGUUAUCCGAUAGCUGAACUUGAAAAUACUAUAUUGCCACGAGCUUUGAUUGAAUUGGAGGCAACAGAUGCAGAUAUUGGGGAAAAUGCAGCUUUAUUGUACUGGAGCAGGGAAGAAAAGCUAGCUGUAGCCCCAACUACUGGCUUCGUACAUGUCCGGAACAACGCAUUAUUGGAAAAUGACUCCCAGUUUACUGUAUACGCUACUGACCAGAAUGGAAGGGGGUUAAACGGCUCUCUGGAUAUUGUGGUUAAGCUUUUGGAAAAAACUCAAAUCGCUGUUAUAACUGUCCGGAACUCAUUCUUAGAUGAUGAAAACGCUAUUUUAGGUAACUUGAGCACGUCGGUUGGUUACAAUAUCAAAAUAUUAAGGACAGUCAUAAUAUCUGAGAAUAAUGAAAAUAAUGAGACAAUUACAAGAAGAAAACGUGAAGUACCAACCACAACUGGUGCAUCUCUGCAAUUAUUCGUAUAUGGUAUAUUAGGAAGCCAAUUAAUUGAUGUCAGCAAACUUAGAAGUGAUUUAGACCAAGUAGUAUCAGUUAAUACAUUCCGAGUAGAAUCAUUAGAAGAGCAUUUAGACAAUAUUGAGGUAUCUCCAGUUCCAGAACAAAACACAGCUUUAUUUGCCUCGACUAUAGCUCUCGCUGCCGUACUUUUUAUACUAAUUGUAGCAGCAACUGUAUGGUUCUUACUAAAAUGGAGGAAGAAACGAAAUUACGACAAAUUCAGUGACGCAAACAGUCUGGCUUCUCGUAUAGAACCGGAACCUAUUCCUAAAGUUGAAAGCCUUACUAAACCGAGAUUGGAUAUUGAAGAACUCAAAAGAAGUGAAAGAAGGCUGCAAGAAAUGCUCCAUGCACCAAUUCCAGAAAUAGAAGUUCACCCUCCCAAACAAGAAAUCAACCGACUUGAAGAACAGACAAUGUCUUCAGUCAAACCUAAUGAAACUUUAAUCGACAUUGCAGCGGAUCCACAACAACCAAUAGUUAUUCAAUCUAUUGAUAAACUAAAAGCUGACGAAUCGGAAGAUGAUGAGUUUGGUGAGGUAGAAGUGACAACACCAAGAAAGUCCGUGGUCACCUUUAAUGAGAACGUGGAAAAAAUUAUACAUUUGGAAUAUGGUAUUGAUGAUAGUUCAGAACCAGACACAGAAGUCUUUAGACUCUGAUACUAGUCUAGCGAUAUUCGUAUUAAUGGCAAUAAAUAGAAAUUUUUGGUAAUUUAGCUUUACAAA
Messenger RNA from Bicyclus anynana (squinting bush brown), 6902 nucleotides. RefSeq names its product protocadherin Fat 3-like. NCBI's taxonomy places the organism in Eukaryota, Metazoa, Arthropoda, Insecta, Lepidoptera, Nymphalidae. Gene Ontology annotation, biological process: adherens junction organization; cell-cell junction assembly; calcium-dependent cell-cell adhesion. Gene Ontology annotation, molecular function: calcium ion binding; cadherin binding. The record is from RefSeq and is a predicted model, not a curated record. Gene Ontology annotation, cellular component: catenin complex; adherens junction; plasma membrane.